ACCUGACGGAACCUCCUCUCCCACCCACAUGUACACACAGAAACUCUUGCGGGACAAAUGCACAACUCAACCUUGUGCCUCCAAUCGGCUCUGCAUUUGACUCCUAAGCUGAGCAAUUGUUGGGACUGGGAUGAAACAUCCUCAAGGAAACACUUUCUAGAACUGUAAGGAUCCUGCUCUUGGAAAAGACCAGGGAUGCGGAUCCGUGUGGUCCAGAUCUGGGGCUUCUUGAUGACUGUGAUGGGAUGGAUCUUUGUGGCUUGCACCAUGGCCAUGGAAGGCUGGAAGAUCACCUCAGUUGGAGGAAUGGGAGGCUCCUCCAUUCUAAAGGUGGCCUGGUACUGGUCCAGUCUGUGGAGAUCUUGUUUUACAGACUCGACUGCUGUUAGCAACUGCUAUGACUACCCUGUGCUCUGGUCCGUGGAGGGCCACAUCCAGAUUGUGCGAGGCCUGCUGAUGGCUGCUCUCUCCCUGGGCAUGUUGGGCUUUGUGCUCAGCCUGAUGGGCAUGGAGUGCACCUUCAUUGGGGGAAAAGACAGGUCAAAAUAUAAGAAGAUUUACACUGGCGGUUGGUGCCACAUCAUCAGCGGUUUACUGUCCACAAGUGGCUAUGCUGUUUAUGCACAAUACGUGUCAAUAGAAUACUUCAAUCCAAACUUCGAUGGACUGAAGUAUGACCUUGGUACCCCGCUGUUCCUCGGGUGGGUCGGCUCCACCUUUCAAAUGAGCGGUGGUGUCUUCUAUCUGUGGUCGGUUUGCAAGGCGCUCUGUGGACAAGAGCAAACGGUAAUUAUCCGACCAAUACCAGACCCAGAACAUGACCCCAAGACCAAGUCCACCACAGAGCUCUCCUCAGUGUCAGGAAUCACCUCCAAAACCAAAGUGUCCUCUGUGUCUGAGCUGUCAUCAGAACGCUCGGACUUGUCAGCAAUCUCCUCAGCAUCAACAUCUGGAGGCUCGGUCGGGUCAGAGCGUCCAUCGAGGACCAAACAAAUGACCGCUUCUGCCGGGUCUGUGUCAGCCUCAGAGUCCGGCCUCUUGUCCAGGUCCAGUGUGUCGGCAAUGUCAGGGUCAAGCAGUGGAAGCAGUCGGUUGUCGUCGCUUUCAGGCAGCUUGAGGACUGAGAAAGCAUCCUUUCUGAAGAACUCGUACAUUUGAGGGGACCACAGUCAUAUGAAUAACAGAAGUGGAUGUGUGAGCUGCUCUUUUGAUGUUCGCACCUGUGGCAAAGACUGAAAAACAUGAAAUGUCAUCUUUAAUGCUGGAAACCAAGACUUUUAGCAAUUGAGACAAACAAGGUAGCUGAGAAACACAUUAAAGUCUAUUAUUAAACUGCUUGUCUGGGUACAUUAAUCACACUAAUAAUAAAUUGGCUGUGAUGGCAUAAACUGGAACAUCAAGCUCACUAGAAAACCAGAAAUUUAAGUCACAAACAUGUACAAUGUACACUGGUGUCAGGAUUGUGUGCUGCGUUACUGCCAUCUACUUGUUCUCUGUUGCAGCACACGCCUGAACACCUUGAUGAGCUGAUGGUCUAUACCUGCUACUGAUUACUAGAUCUAUUUAAGCUGUGUGUUUACUCAUGUCCGGUGCCAGAUUGUCCCUUUGCUACACCCUGUUAAGCUCCUUCCAGCUUGUUCUCGUGCAUUGUGUUUUUGGCUUUCUGACCCAUGCUAAUCUCUCCUGUAAGUACCUACCUACCUACCUGCUUGACGUUCUCAGCAGUAGUUGGAUUUUUUGGUACUUCUGCUAGUUUUUGUUAGCAGCUCUUUUCGUUACAUGCCCGUAUUUUUCCCUGCUCAGCUCUCCGUGCUAGCAGUGUUUUUUGUUACUAUUCCCACGACUAGGUCCGGAGGUAUUUUCGUUGUACUUUGUUCCUUGUGUUUUGUCAUCCAUUUUUGUAUUAAAGACUUUUUCUGUUACACGGACUUGACUCUGCAUUUUGGAUUCCUGUAUCACGGCCUUGGCCGUUCGUAACACACUGGUGCAUCUAAAUAGUGGAGAUCUGUCAUGAUUACAGCUCAGCAGAAAGGUCCGCU
Molecule: messenger RNA, 2039 nt
Organism: Dunckerocampus dactyliophorus (ringed pipefish)
Lineage: Eukaryota; Metazoa; Chordata; Actinopteri; Syngnathiformes; Syngnathidae
Gene: cldn10e
Product: claudin 10e
Exons: 5
Coding region: 196-1158 (320 amino acids)
Biological process (GO): bicellular tight junction assembly; cell adhesion
Cellular component (GO): bicellular tight junction; plasma membrane
Molecular function (GO): structural molecule activity
Source: RefSeq, a predicted model, not a curated record